Molecule: messenger RNA, 634 nt
Organism: Panicum hallii
Lineage: Eukaryota; Viridiplantae; Streptophyta; Magnoliopsida; Poales; Poaceae
Exons: 2
Coding region: 101-388 (95 amino acids)
Source: RefSeq, a predicted model, not a curated record
GAGCCAGUCCCGCACGCCGGCGCUAGUCUUGCGAGCCACGAAAGAAACAGAUCUGCCUGCCUGCAGCUUGUGCUUCCUCCCUCCGCCGCCGAUCCGAACGAUGGCGUCCGCCGCCGCCGGGUCGUGGUCGAAGCGGUGGAUCCGCCCCGAGGUGUGGCCGCUCUUCUUCGCGACGGGCACGGCCGUCGGCAUCUGCGGGAUGCAGCUCAUCCGCAACAUCACCGGCAACCCGGAAGUCAGGGUGCUCAAGGAGAAGAGGGCGGCGGGCGUGCUGGAGAACCACGACGAGGGGAAGAGGUACUCGCAGCACGGCUUCAGGAAGUUCAUCGACGGCAGGAAGCCCGAGAUCAUGGAGUCCAUCAACUCGUGGAUGGCGGACCCCAAGUAGAUCGGAGCCGCCCUGCGGCAGCGGCCGGCGGCUGGUUUGGUCGGCCGCAUCACCCAUUUAAUUCUUGAUUAUUGCUACCGUAAUUGCCUUCUCGGUACGUUUUUGUAUCGCCAUAUACACAUAUUGUUAACAAGACCAAAAAUGGCAUGAUGUUUUACGCGCGAGGCCUGGAUGCGAGCAGGCAUGUUUCAGAGUUUUGAUGCAUUUGGGAUGAAAUCAUGCAAAUAUAAAUAAUUGUUUGCCAUC